Clonostachys solani is the source of this 381-nucleotide messenger RNA. NCBI's taxonomy places the organism in Eukaryota, Fungi, Ascomycota, Sordariomycetes, Hypocreales, Bionectriaceae. The record is from the annotation of a GenBank genome assembly.
AUGGCAUCCUCGGCCCCAAAACUCGAUCCAUUCUCCAAGCAAGUGAGGGACACUACCGACAAAAUGGUUGCCGAAGGCCACCCCGAACACAUUGUUGGCGAUGUUCAUGGCUUGAUCAAAGCUGUAACUAAACACUUCAAUUUGGUCCCGGAUUCGAUUGUCAAAAGCCUCCCGUCAUAUCUGCAUCAUGUAUGGUAUAAAUGCAUCCAGGCAGGGAAGAACAUCAAAGCCUGGUCUGAAUCGCAGGAUGUCCUUGUUUGUCACCUCGUUGCUGUGAGGAACUUGGGAUCCCCCCCCCUCCAGCUGGCAGCACCAAGGGCAAUGCAUUAUCUGAUGGCCGUAUAUUCUGGUCUGAUCUACCCCUAUUUGCACAAGAUCUAG